CAGGACUCAGCCAGUCUGAAGGUGGCAUCGUCCAGCACCCCCAUUGAUCUGAUGGAGCUGGCCCUGAGGAAGUGGCUGACCACCCACGGGCCCGAGGAGGAGGCAUGGAGGGGUCAGUACGUGCUGAGAGUCAGCCACUGUCUGGAGUUCCUCUGUGGAGACCACCCCCUGAUUCAGUACAAGUACAUCCGCACAUGCAUGCAAGCCAAGGAGUCUCCACACCUCACCCUGGUCCACACCAGCGCCAUCAAGGCCAUGUUUGACAAGGAAAUCUCUGCCAUUGGAGCUGUGGUUGGCCGCAAGUCCUCCAACCCACCUUUACCACUACCUCCCAAGAGAAGGGCUCCCACGCAAGUACAGACAUGUGUGUGGGGUGUGUCUAGCCCGUUUAAGAUAGUCCUGGUGAACGGCAGCAAGGUGAAUGCGGAGGAGACUGCCAAGGUCCAGGUGAGGGCGGGGCUGUUCCACGGCACAGAGCUGCUGUGCAAGCCGGCUGUGAGCAGUGAGAGCAGUGGACGCUCAGACCACACGUGGAAAGACAGCACGCUGGAGUUUGACAUCUCUGUCUCUGACCUUCCCCGCAUGACCCGCCUCUGCUUUGCUAUCUAUGCCGUUAUGGAUAAGGUCAAGAAGCAGAAGUCUACCAAAAAUGCUCACAUAAACAAGUACCAGACCAUCCGCAAAGCAGGGAAAGUGCACUACCCCAUAGCCUGGGUCAACACCAUGGUGUUUGACUAUAAAGGCCAGCUGAAGACAGGAGACAUCAUCCUGCACUGCUGGUCUUCCUUUCCUGAUGAACUUGAAGAGAUGCUGAACCCCAUAGGAACCAUUCAGACCAACCCGUACACUGAGAACGCUACAGCACUGCACAUCCACUUCCCAGAGUACUCGUCACACCCCAUCAUCUUCCCUCCCUUCGACAAGAUACUGGAAAAAGCUGCAGAGAUCGCCAGAGCAAAUGACUGUGCACCCAUGAGUCGUGGGGGUAAGAAGUUCCACAUAGAGCUGAAGGAGAUCAUGGAGCGUGAUGCGCUCUCUCAGCUGUGUGAAAACGAGAAGGAUUUAAUCUGGACGCUACGCCACGACUGUAGAGAGAAUUUCCCUCAGUCGCUGCCCAAGCUGCUACUCUCCGUCAAGUGGAGCAAACAUGAGGACAUGGCCCAGCUCCAGGCACUGCUUCAGAUCUGGCCCAAACUGAGUCCCAGAGAUGCUCUGGAGCUUCUGGACUUCAACUACCCUGACCAGUAUGUCAGGGAAUAUGCUGUGAGAUGUCUGCGUGAUAUGAGUAAUGAGGAGCUGUCGCAGUACUUGUUACAGUUGGUGCAGGUGUUGCGUUAUGAGCCCUACUAUGAUUGUGCCCUCACCCACUUCCUGCUGGAGCGUGCCCAGAGAAACCGCAAGAUAGGACACUUCCUCUUCUGGCACCUACGGUCAGAGAUCCACAUGCCAGCUGUUUCAGUCCAGUUUGCCCUCAUCCUGGAAGCCUACUGUAGAGGCAGCAUCCCUCAUAUUGAGGUCCUAAAGAAACAGGUUGAAGCCCUGAGUAAGCUAAAGUCGGUGAACGAGCUAAUUAAACUGGGAACCAUCAAGAACGCUCGUAAGGCCAAGGAGGCAAUGUUGACAAAGGAGGCCAUGAUGACUUGUCUAAGGCAAAGCGGCUACUCAGAGACUCUGUCAGACCUGCACUCCCCUCUAAACCCCAAUGUCCUGCUGUCUGGCAUCAACGUGGAGAAGUGUCGGUACAUGGACUCAAAGAUGAAGCCACUCUGGAUUGUUUACAACAACAAGCUGAUGGGGGGAGACACCCUGGGAAUCAUCUUCAAGAACGGCGAUGACCUGAGGCAAGACAUGUUGACCCUCCAGAUUUUGAGGUUAAUGGAUCUGCUAUGGAAGGAGGCAAAUCUGGACCUCAGAAUCGUACCGUAUGGUUGCCUAGCAACAGGUGACCGGGCAGGGCUGAUUGAGGUAGUCUCAUCAGCAGACACGAUUGCAAACAUCCAGCUGACCAGCAGCAACGUGGCAGCAGCUGCCGCCUUCAACAAGGAUGCUUUGCUCAACUGGCUCAAAGAGAGAAACACUGGUGAUGCUCUUGAGCGGGCUAUCGAGGAGUUCACUCUGUCAUGUGCAGGCUACUGUGUAGCCACCUACGUCCUGGGCAUCGGAGACCGCCACAGCGACAACAUCAUGGUCCGCAGCACGGGACAGCUCUUCCACAUAGACUUUGGCCACAUCCUGGGCAACUUCAAGUCCAAGUUUGGCAUCAAGAGGGAGCGUGUACCAUUCAUCCUCACACACGACUUCAUCCACGUCAUACAGCAGGGCAAGACGGGGUACACAGAAAAAUUUGGCAGGUUUGUUCCACUUAGUUCAUCCUUUUGUCUUCGGGCCCUCUGCCUUUCUCUCUGUCUCUCUCUAUCCUGCCUAUCUACUCAAUUGAAAAUUAAGCCAAACUCAAACUCCUCCUACCUUUUUAUCAUACAGUUCAACUGGGCUGUUUGAUUGUGUAAUAGGCCUCUGAAGGUAUUAUUGAAUAGGGUGAUCAGAUGGAUGCAUCAUUGGAUUUAGAUGACUUUGUUUAGAACAGUGUUUCUCAAACAACUUACCAUAUUAGCAAAUAUUGCGUUCUCCAUGUACCACCAUUAUGACGAUGUUAAAAUUUACAGCGCAGGCCGACCCUAUUCAGCUACGGACGCUUCAUGCAGGAGGCUGGUUUAGUCCUAAUAAAGAAGAUUAUUUAUUGCUGACUGAGCAGAGCCGGUUGAACAACCAGAGCUCAUUUGGUGUAAAAGGAGUAUUCCUGGUCCACACUUAUAUUCCCAGUAGUUCCUGUUUGGAACCAUGAUUUCAGAGUUUUUGAACCAUUCAUUUUACCUCCAUCGACUAUCUUACCAUCACAUUUUAGCUCAUUAAUAAUCAUGGAUAUAUGAUUGUGCUAUGUGUAUGAACGUGACUUUGUAGCAAGCCGAUAUUGAAACAAAAUAUUACAGAAAAUGCUAAACUUAUUUUAAAUUACAUUUUAGAAAUCUCAUAAAUUAAGUACUUGUAUUUCAAAUUGUGUAGUAUUUCGAUAGUAAUAUAUGUUUCUUGAUAAACAUUUCAUUUUUAAAAAAUAUUUCAGAGAUUCCUGCGUGUAGCUCAUGUAUCACCAGUGCUACACAUACCAUAGUUUGGGAACCAGUGGUUUAGACCAUAAAAGAGGCAGUCAACAUCAUUUUUCAGUAAGAAAACAGGCCUGUUGCAAACAAACAACUUAAAUGUAUAUGAUGAACAAGUACCGUCAGUCAGCAUCUCUAGCACUGAAAUGAGCCUUAGGUAGGUAAAUGAAGUUGAUGUCUUCUGCAUCAAAGAGGCUAUAUAAGAAUAAGGAGCCUGGGAAUCAAGAUUAUUGUGUUUUUAUGUUAUGAAGACAUAAACAAAGGCGUCUGGGCCAUUUUUGAAAAGUCUAGAGCUUGAUGAUUAUGAAAAACUUGAGUUGUGCUUCAAUAAGGGAGCCUUUCUCGUAGCAAACCUUUUGUGCUAAGCUUAGGAGAGAAGGCAGAAUAUUUUAAGAACGAGACGUAUAAUAAUCAAAACAAACAAAAUCAUUUGUAAUUUUGUAAUAGAAUCAAAUGUUUGAUCACUGCAACUGUAUUUUUUGGUGUCUUAUAAGCCCAUAAGGGUUGGGCACAUAAAAUCAAUCAAUCAUCAACCACAGCUUGCACACGCUUGCUGGUGCAGUACCCUCUUCCACCAGCAGCUGGCAGUAGGAGCUCAGGCACUGAUGAACGUCUCCCAGCAAGUUGCACUAAGUGAGCGUCGG
Molecule: messenger RNA, 3799 nt
Organism: Morone saxatilis (striped sea-bass)
Lineage: Eukaryota; Metazoa; Chordata; Actinopteri; Moronidae
Product: phosphatidylinositol 4,5-bisphosphate 3-kinase catalytic subunit beta isoform-like
Exons: 17
Coding region: 52-2499 (815 amino acids)
Biological process (GO): phosphatidylinositol 3-kinase/protein kinase B signal transduction; phosphatidylinositol-mediated signaling; cell migration
Cellular component (GO): cytoplasm; phosphatidylinositol 3-kinase complex; plasma membrane
Molecular function (GO): 1-phosphatidylinositol-3-kinase activity; 1-phosphatidylinositol-4-phosphate 3-kinase activity
Source: RefSeq, a predicted model, not a curated record